AUGGCGACAACUACCCAUACCCAGCCCAAGAGAAAGUCAACGGCGGCUGGGCUUCCCGCCGGUGGUAGGACGGUCAAGCGGAGGGCUUCCAAAGCCUGCCACUGUUGCCGUGGCAGGAAAGUGCGUUGUGACGUGGUCGAGAGUGGAAUUCCAUGCACGAAUUGUCGACUGGAUGAGGUCGAGUGCGUAGUCACCGAAGGAAAACGACGGAGAAAGUCCUAUGCUGAGGGAGAGCUGUUCCAUCACUCGCCCUGCAAUUCUAUAGAAGAGGAGAAGGAAAUUCCACAGUUUCCCAUCUUUGACGACAUUGAUGAACUGAACAAUUUUGUCCCUACAUUGCCCACCGCUGAGCCAAGCCAUCCCCAGCACGCCCUGGAGGACGAGAUGGUCCAUCACAAGCCGCAUAUGCUGUACCAGACACAAGGUCACCGCUUGAGCCAGGAGGAGCGUUUCCGAAGAAUGCCAACAAUCGGCAUCACCCAAAUUUCUACACCCAUCCUUUCCCCGGCCAUGUCCUAUUUCCUCCAGCAUUCCGGCCGGCUGAACAUUGUCCUUCCCCCGUAUUUGCAGCCAAUAUCUCCUAGGAUCAUGACGGAAGAUCUGGAGUAUCUGCAGAAAAAGGGGGCGUUUUUGAUCCCGGAGACAGGCUUCCGUAACGAGUUGCUCCGGUGCUACGUCCAAUACGUGCACCCUUUCCUCCCCAUCAUCGACCUGCGCGACUUCUUGACUACCGUCGAAAAGAACCAGCCCACCAACACAGUGAGCCUCUUGCUCUUCCAGGCCAUCAUGUUUGCGGCAACUGCAUACAUAGACAUGCGAUAUCUCAUUGCGCAAGGAUACAUGACCCGGAAAGCAGCCAGGAAAUCCUUCUUCCAGCGAGUCAAGCUGCUGUAUGAUUUUGACUACGAAGUUGAUCGGGUCACAGUCGUCCAGGCAGUCUUGCUGAUGACAUACUGGUAUGAGAAUCCUGACGACCCAAAGGAUGUCUGGCACUGGCUGGGUGUGGCCAUCUCGGUUGCCCGAACUAUUGGCCUAAAUUGUGACACUUCAAAUGCUUCACUCAUGAGCUUGCAACAACGCCGUCUCUGGAAGCGCAUCUGGUGGUCUUGCUACAUGCGAGACCGAUUGAUCGCCAUUGGUAUGCGGCGUCCAAUGCGCAUAAACAGCGGAGAUUUUGACGUGCCAAUGCUGGAGGUAUCCGAUUUUGAAACCGAGGCCCUUCCGGCCGAACUCAGUAGAAUGCUUGGAGGUUGUCCUGCGGUGAGAGACACUUCGAAGCGCGUCACUCUGGCGAAGAUGUGUAUCGGUCUGGCCGAUCUCUGCGUCCGCAUCACCCAAGUUCUCGCGGUCCAGUACUCCACGCUCGGCCACAAGAUUGGCGCCACUCAAGAGACGACCAUGAGGCUGGUUCCGAAGAAGUCAGCGGCUGACCCGUGCGACGUGAUUCGGUGUGAUCGCGCCCUGGAUCAGUGGCACAAAGACCUCCCGCAUGAGCUCCAUUACUUUGCCCCCGAUUCCCGUGAGCGGACAAGCACCAACGACGGAGAGGUGAUCAAUCUACACCGCGCUCUGCUGACUGGAAUCUACCUUACGGCGAUCAGUGCUUUACAUCGGCCGCAAAUCCUACCAUCGGCUCCCAAUGUUGUUGUUGCCCCGGAGCUUCGGGAAUUGUCGAGAAGGAAGGUCCGCGAGGCGGCCAAUGAUAUUACCGAGAUGUACAAGGAACUCUUUGCGCACGAUUUGAUACGUUACCUCCCGAAUACCGGAGUGACAUGCCUGCUUCCCGCCAUCAUCAUUCAUCUCCUGGAUAUCAAAUCGAGCGACUCGAACACGCGACAAGCCAGCAUUCGGAAAUUUCAAUUCUGCAUGCAGGCCCUGCAGAGACUGCGAGAAAUGUAUGCUUCGGCCGAUUUUGCUUUCUCGUUCCUCGACGCAGCUGUUCGCAAGACCAAUGCUCAGGUCUAUGCUGCUGCCGCGGUCACGUCGGGGAUGAAGGGGCCAUACUCGCCCAGCGUGUCUGGGAUGGAGCAGAAGAAGUUCCAUCCAGGACCGUUGUUGCUCACUCCCCCGCCCGAAGCCAUGCAGACGGCAAGUUUACUGCUCAUGAACUCGACGCUGGCGCCGGAAGAGCGAAAUCUCAUUGCCGCGUACACACCGCCCGAGUCGGAGAUGAGCCUGAAUUCCCAGACAACGGAAGAAGCGCUAGCUACAUCGGCAGGAGUCGACGUCAAGCACAACCGAGGAAUCAGUGGUGCACUGGAGGAGGCCACACACCCAGAUUUUGAGACGCUGGUUGAUUUAGAAGGAGGGACUGAUUUGUUUUCAACUGUUGAAGACGGCCUAGAUUUGAACAUGCAGUGGCUCCAGGGCUUUGAUGCGGAUAACCACACUCCCAACUCUGUAGAGUUUCCCUUGGAGACGAUUGAAGAAGUGGAUGAGCAGCGAGAGCAAUGUGGUUAUGUAGAACAGGAACUGGAUGCCACUGACGAGCUGGUUCUGGGUCUGGCCAUCCAAGGGGAUGCCUGA
Molecule: messenger RNA, 2526 nt
Organism: Cladophialophora psammophila CBS 110553
Lineage: Eukaryota; Fungi; Ascomycota; Eurotiomycetes; Chaetothyriales; Herpotrichiellaceae
Exons: 2
Coding region: 1-2526 (841 amino acids)
Biological process (GO): regulation of DNA-templated transcription; DNA-templated transcription
Molecular function (GO): DNA-binding transcription factor activity, RNA polymerase II-specific; DNA binding; zinc ion binding
Source: RefSeq, a predicted model, not a curated record